GGUGGUUCGUUCAGUCGUAUAAAUUUUUACAGGCGUACAUUCGGUUAAAACAUUUUCUUAUGAUUUUAUUUUCCAAAAAUAUAAAUCUAAAUUAAACGCUUUUAUCGCGUUAAACAAUUUAUUAUUUUUGUGUUUUAUUGAAUUUAACUACUUCAAUUUGAAUAUUAUAAAAAGUCUACAAAAAAAAAAUAAGAAGAAAAAAAGUGAAAAUUAGUGCAAGAAAGAAAAAAAAAAACUACGAAAAAAAAAUCAUUUUUGCCAUUUCCUAAUUGGAAAGAAAAGUUUAGCUAUAUACCGGUCAAAGCGAGACAGUCGCAUGUAUGAGAAAACUAAUUUCUGCUAAAAUAAUCGUCGUACAUGAAAUUAAGUUUAUAUUUCUAUCUCUGUUGCUCUUACGUUUUUUAAGUUGAAAAUUUGUUUAAGUGCAUUUUGAUGUGUCAAAAGUGAAAAUUUUUCACACGCAGUGAAAAUUCCAUUGCGGAUGAGAUUUUUUUUUUUUGGUAUUGCUAUCGUAAUAUUCCAUCGUGCAAUGCAAAUAAAAUAAUUUAACUUUUUCUUUAGAUCUUAAAACGAAGAAACUUUUUUGAAAACUUUGAACUACAACAAUCAUCAUCACACGCCUGACACUGCCGCAGGAGAAGAACCAAGUAAUCAUAUAAUUUAAUUAGGCAUUCUUGUCGUUCAAAAGGCAAACACAAAUACAAAGACAAAACGAACAAAACACAAAAGUCACUCUCUCUCAUAUUGCGACUAGGUACUUACUUACCUGUACUUUGUCUUGCCCCCGCAGUUAGUUCAACAUCCAUCAAUCAUCGUACAUGCAGCAAGUUGUUCGUUCUGCAAAUCAAAUAAAUAUCAGAUUACAUGAAUUCAAAAAAGAGACGGAAAUUUUGCCAUCGUCGCCUCAUCACAAUCGAUCAGCUUUAUCGACACACUGAUUAGUAGUAGAAGGAAUCCCUAUUGGUUUUUUUUUUUACUUCGAAUUGAAAACUAGAGAGCAAUUACAUCAUUAUUUAUGGGGUCAGCAAGAGAGUUCCACCCCAUAAGUUGAUUAACUAUAUCUACACAAUAAACAAUAUUGAAUUGAACCGAAACAAAACGACUGAUUUUUUAUAAAUAAAUUUAUUAAGUGCAUUAUAUACUUUUUGUAUAUAGAAAAAAAAAAAAAAAAAAACAAAAAACAGAAAAUAAAACGAUUUAUUUACUAGUAAAUGGCAUAUCAAUUGUGAUACUUAAAGAUUGUGCAACAAACUAAACUAACUAAUGACUCCAUGACAAAUUAGCAGCGUUUUGUUUUGCAAAUAUGUAGCUAUUUAAUUGGACAUUGGUUAUUUUUUUUUAUUUUUAAACUAAGAAGAGACAUACACAUACUGUUCUGCCCGAUAGAAGGGAGAACCAAUUGUCCCUUGAAAGUAUAACCAGCAAGAAAGGUCAAAGAUAUCAUCAAAAUGUCUUUUAUAAAUAACCUGAAGAAGGUUUUCCACAUCGGAGGUGGAGAAGCCAAAAAGAAACGGCUAUAUAACAAUAUCAAGAUGGACACGGAUCCAGCUGAUUUCUGGGAAAUGGUUGGAGAAUUAGGUGAUGGUGCAUUUGGUAAAGUUUAUAAAGCUCAGCAUAAGGAAACGAGAAGAUUUGCUGCAGCCAAAAUGUGUACACUGGAGGAUGAGGAGAACCUCAGUGAUCAUAUGGUGGAGAUUGAUAUUCUCUCGGAAAUUAAGCAUCCAAAUAUAGUGGAACUGUAUGAAGCGUUUUCCCUCGACGAUAAAUUAUGGAUGUUAAUUGAGUACUGUGAUGGCGGUGCCUUAGAUAGUAUUAUGGUAGAAUUGGAAAAACCUCUAACCGAACCUCAAAUAGCCUAUGUAUGCAAACAUAUGACUGAAGGCUUGAGUUUUCUACACAAAAAUAGAGUAAUUCAUCGAGACUUAAAGGCUGGUAAUGUACUAUUGACCAUGGAAGGCGGUGUCAAGUUGGCUGAUUUCGGGGUGUCAGCUAAAAAUAAACACACACUCCAGAAGCAUGACACAUUCAUUGGUACGCCAUACUGGAUGGCUCCCGAAUUAGUUCUAUGCGAAACUUUUCGGGAUAAUCCAUACGAUUUGAAGGUUGAUAUUUGGUCGCUUGGUAUUACUCUGAUUGAAUUGGCACAGAUGGAACCACCAAAUAGUGAAAUGUCUCCAAUGCGAGUACUUUUGAAAAUUCAAAAAAGUGAACCUCCUCGAUUGGAUCAGCCUUCUAGAUAUUCAAAGGACUUUAAUGACUUUUUAAGUAAAUCUUUAGUGAAGGAUCCUUUGUUACGACCAUCAACUGAUAACUUAAUGGCGCAUCCAUUUAUAAAUCGAAAUCUUGAUUGCAAGCCAAUAAAAGAUCUGCUUUUGGAAUACAAAGCUGAAGUUGUUGAAGAAGAAGUUGUUGACGAAGAAGCCGAGGAACCCCGCAACUCUGCCCACCCACUCGACCUGGACGAUGACUCUUCAUCACAACAGAGCCAAGAAAUCGAUAAACGUAAGAUUCCAGGCACUCCAACAUCAGUGUCACAAACAUCGAGGGACUCUAAAGAAUCGUCACCAGCGAUCCCGACUACUCCUACAGCAUCAACAGCAACUCCACCACUACCUACAACACCAACUCCACAAACGGUUCCAGCACAAAUUACAAUACCACCAGCUCCAGCAGCAGCGGCGGCAACUGGUAAAGCGGAAAAUAAUGCCAAGUCUCAAGUUAAAACAUCAUUACCUCCGCCACCACCAACCGCAACUGUACAAGAUAAAAUUCCGCCACCACCAGCAAUUGUGCAAAAGCAAAUAAGUCCUCCUCCACCCCCGUCACAAAAAUCAGCGCAACCACCCGCUGCUAGAGUUGAUACCAAGGCAACUGCACCAGUACCACCAACGCCGAUAAGUGAAAUUACACCUGAAAAUGAAAGGAAAAAGGUUGACAGUGCUGAUGGAGAAAAGAAGGUUAUUAAAAAAGAAAAGGGUAAAGCGCCACCACCACCACCAUUGAUGAUUAUUUCACAACAACAACAGAAGAAGGUCUCUGAGUCGCCAGAAAUUAAAGAUAACACAGAUACAGCUGCUGCUCUUUUGAAGGAUAUUAUCAAACCUCCACCAGAAUUCGAAGAGGAUAUAAGCAUCACACCGGUUAUUAACAACAACAUAAUUGAAGAGGAGACAUCAUCAAACAAAGAAGAAACAAUAACGGUUGAAUUUAAAAAGAGUUCGAAUGAAGAAAAACAAGUUAUACCGAUAAGCAGAAGCAACUCGGGUGAUGAUCAGUUAAAACCACCGUCUCCGACUUCAUCUUCAUCAAUAUCAGUUACUUCUACUCCAUCGAAAAUUGUUUCUAUGGGAACAACUACAACGACUUCUUCAAAUACAUCGCUUAUCACAAUUAAUAGUGGCAGUGGAGAGGAAGAUAAUAAGAGCAUCUUGCCCAAUAGCCUUGCGUCGAAUGUGAGUCAAAUAACUGUCGUAACGAGCACGCAUCCUCCCGUAAUCAUAGAUAAUCCUCAACAAAGAGUUGAUACACCUACAAAAUCAAAUAGUAGCAGCAGUAGCGAAGUUAUAAUUGUAUCCAACGAACUUAAUAAGACACAUGUAAAUGAAUCGUCAACAGAUGAUGAUUAUCCGUCAUUGGAUAGUUUGGAACAUUCACCACGUAAACAGUCUAGCAUGAUUGUUAUCAAUGAAGACGAGGCUAUGGGCAACGCACCGAAAUCUGCAGCGGUUCCCACGAACGCUCGAAAAUUAGAUGAGAGCGAAGUACUGAUAGUUAGCCCCAGUUUCGUAGAUGAAGACUCUGCUUAUAACACAGCCUCAGUAGGAGGCAUGGACAAUCAUCUGUUAGACACUAGUCACGUUUCUGUGGUUACAGUUGGCGAAGAGAUUAAAGUCAAAGACAGCAGCCACAUUCGAACUGCUGAGUCAAGUAGUGAUUUGUCGUCGGUGGGUCCGAGUGAAUGUAGUGACGAUACUCGUAGUAGUAACGAACACAUUCUAGCAAAGCCAGCCAACAAAAUGAACGGUGGACAGUUGGUAAAAACCACAUCGGUCUCUGCGUCUCGUGAAGAUGUCAGUAUCAUUGUGAAUCACAAAAAGACUUUGCCAGAGAAGCGCAUCUCCCCAGACAGCAGUGUAGGCUCAAUGGAAUCACGAACACAUAGCGAAUGCGGAUCUGUAAGGUCUAGUGGCGGAACACCUAUCCGCGGUGUGAUCAAAAUCGAUCGCAGUGAUGCCGAGAGUAUUGCCACCACUACUAGUCAUGAUAGUCGAGAGCAGGAAGAGGAUGUUAUCAUACGACGCAAACCCUCACCUCCAAAGGUGGUGCCGACCAAAGAGGAAAUUGAGCUGCGUAAUCUUCGCAAAAAGACCCGCAAACGUACCAGAAAGUUUGAAAUUGAUGGUGUGCAAGUGACCACGACCACAAGCCGAGUAAUCUAUGGCGAUGAUGAGACUGGCCGAUUGUAUGAUGACCAUGUGUUCAGAAAGCAGGAGCUGCGAGAGUUGAAAUUGUUACAGAAGCAAGAAAAGAAACAACAAAAUGACUUGCAAAUGAAGGAGCAAAUGGCCAAAGAGCAACAAGAUCGUCGUUUUGAACAAGAGCGUAUAACUUUAGAAAAGACAUACGAAAGUGAUAUGGAUUCGUUGGCUCGGCAACAAAAGCAAUUAAUUGAAAAAACAGAACAAAAUCAAGAAGCUGAGCUGCGUUCAUCUUCGAAACGAAUUCGCUCUGAGCAAGAACAAGAGUUGAAAAUCUUCAGGGAAAAUCUUAAACAAGAGAUUCGUUUGCUUAAGCAAGAAAUUGACUUGUUACCCAAGGAAAAACGAAAGGAUGAGUUCAAGAAACGACGAGCAGCCAUGGAACUAGAUCACGAAGAAAAGGAGCGACAAUUUUUGGAUUCUCUGAAGGAACGUCACGAAUUAUUGUUGAGACGAAUUAGUGAGAAGCAUCGUGAUCGUUUGGCAACAAUCGAUCGUAAUUUCUUACAACAAAAACAAAAUGCUAUGCGUACUCGGGAGGCUCUGAUCUGGGAACUAGAAGAAAAACAUUUGCACGAAAGACAUCAAUUAUCGAAACGUCAUGUUAAAGAUAUGUGCUUUAUGCAGCGGCAUCAAAUGAUUAUUCGUCAUGAAAAAGAACUUGAUCAAGUGAAACGAAUGUUGCAACGCAAAGAAGAAGAUUUGUUAAAGAAGCAAUCGGUUGAAAAGCGAGCUUUACCAAAACGUAUCCGCGCCGAACGAAAAGCCAGAGAUCUUAUGUUUAGAGAAUCGUUGAGGAUAUCAACAAAUCUAGAUCCUGAAGUUGAGAGAGAAAGAUUGAAAAAAUUCCAAGAACAAGAAAAGCGACGCUACAAUCAAGAAGAGAAGCGUUUUGAAAUCAAACACCAAAAACAACUGGAAGAAUUGAGAGCUACUCGUGAAGGAGCAAUAAGGGAACUGGAGCAACUGCAGAAUGAGAAACGCAAGGCACUAGUCGAGCACGAGACUCAAAAAUUAAAGGAGAUCGAUGAACGACUCCAAAGAGAGUUACGCGAGUGGAAGGAACAACUAGUUCCACGCAAACAAAAACUAGUGACCAAACUAGAGCAUAUGGUAGAUAUGUAUGAACAAAAGCAUGGACCGGUUCCAGAACGAUCUAUAUUCGAUGGUGAAAUUGAAGUGCCAGUGCAUUUGCGCAACAAAAGUUUGUCUUUGUCUCGUGGUGGUUUUCUAGGCAGUCUAACGCGAUCUAGGACAUUCCUAAGUCUUUCCUCAGACUUUUCAAGUAGAGGUUUCCGAGGCUCGGCACCGGAUUUAAGUCGCAGUAUGCCCAACACUCCUAUCACGGGCACAAAACAACCAAACAAUCAUCGCGUUUUAAUGCCAACUAUGUCUGUGGAAUCGGUAAUUGAAGAAUCAUCUUCACCACAACAUAGCAUUUCAUCAUCGGCCAGUGGGAAUGUUAGCAAAAUUUAUAUUAGAGAUCCAUAUAGCAGCAACAACAACAACACUGAGGGAACCUCGGUCGAAAUAAGACGCAAAGAAGAUACAUUACUCCCGCGUUUAUCAUCGACCCUUCCUAACAAAAAGUAUCCUCGUUACAGUAACGAAUCCCAUAUUACGAGAGUUACAUUAGGAGGUAAUUCUGCCCCCAGAAGUCCAGUUGAUGAAACUCCAACUUUGACAACAUUCCGUCCAACAUCUGUUGAUACUUCUUCCAUUGUUGUGGAUCGUUUUAAGAAACCAUCUAACAAUGUGUUAUUGCCAAAGACCAAAGAAAAUAUUCUUCAUUCAUCGUCUUCAUUUGCCAUCAAACGACCAUCUAUAGUAUCACCGAGAUCCUCAAUAACAUCUGCUCAAUCAAUGCACAAUAUUUACGAAGCAAGUGCAUCAACAUCUCCUACUUCAUCUUUAUCAACGCUAAAAUCAAACUGGGGACCAGUGCGUGGAUCGAAUAGUUUCGCUGAUGGCGUUAGUUUAUCGUCCCUUUCAUCGUAUACCAUUCCAAGAGUGUCACUUGCAAAUAGUAGCCAAAGAAUCACAAUAAAUGGGAAAAAACCUAAAGAACUUAAUGGAAAUUCUGCUGACUAAAUCAAUUUCCUCCGUAACCACAUCCUCAUUUUCCCUUUCGCUUUACAUUUCUAUGUUGUUCAGUGACUCUUAUCUAAAAAAAAAAAAACACUCAUUUUCUUUCUAUUUUUCAAUGCUAUACCUUAGUUCUUUCUGCUUUCUUAUUCUAAUUUCUUUCUGUUCAUAUUGUUCUUUGUCUCAUGUCUCUAUGUGUAUGUUGUUUAUCAACAAUUAAAAGUGCCAGGAUUCUUGUGCCCCCGGUGCAGAGAAACAAAACACGAUGCUUUAAUAUAUUAAACCAAAAAUAAAAUAAAAUAGAAAAUAAUCAAAAGAUGCCAAAAAAAUUUAGUAAAAAAAAAAUGAAGGAAUUCUAGCAAGUAAUUAAAAUAAAUAAAAGUCAAUUUAAUCGCAUUUAAGUAGUAGAAGAAUUUAUAAUUUGUAUAUAUUAUUAUUAACCUUAUAACAAAACCAACAUUAAUUGUAUUUUUAACUUAAACAAAAAAAUCAUUCCAUAUUAAAUAAAACAACAACAUCACAAUUUCUUUUAUUCGAUUUUAUUUGCACUCAUUUGCAUAAUAACGCUUGCUUCACCAUUAAGUGUUUUUAAUUUCAAUUUAUCAUUGUUAUAUCCUAUAUUCCUUGAAUGAAAUCCUAUUCCUAUAUUCCUUAAUACAAAUCAAAAUAAAAACUAAUAUUAAUGGACUGCUGAAUUGCUACACUAUGUUGCUGCGGCAAACAAAUUUAAAUAAAUUAUGUUCUAAAAUUGAAAUUUAACCGGAAUUAAUGUGUUGAAAUGAAAAUUAA
Messenger RNA from Episyrphus balteatus (marmalade hoverfly), 7352 nucleotides. RefSeq names its product serine/threonine-protein kinase 10 (gene Slik). Gene Ontology annotation, molecular function: protein dimerization activity; DNA binding; protein serine/threonine kinase activity. The coding region runs from base 1449 to 6569 and encodes 1706 amino acids. The transcript is spliced from 11 exons. The record is from RefSeq and is a predicted model, not a curated record. Gene Ontology annotation, biological process: protein phosphorylation. Lineage: Eukaryota; Metazoa; Arthropoda; Insecta; Diptera; Syrphidae.